Messenger RNA from Misgurnus anguillicaudatus (oriental weatherfish), 2787 nucleotides. Lineage: Eukaryota; Metazoa; Chordata; Actinopteri; Cypriniformes; Cobitidae. The record is from RefSeq and is a predicted model, not a curated record.
UCAAAGUGUUGAGGUUAAACUGGGGUGUGAUAUCACAGUGCCAUGUCACAUGUCUCCUGAAAUCUGUGCUGUUGACAUGAAGAUCAAGUGGUUUAAGGAGACAGACUGUGUGUGUAUCUAUGAAAAAAGAGAGGUGACAGAGGCAAGGGACUACAUGAAUAAAGUAAGCCUGUUUACUGAGGAGAUAAUCAAAGGAAAUGUGUCCUUAAGAAUACAACGCUUCACAGAGUCAGAUUUGGGAGAUUAUGUGUGUCAAGUCACCAGUGAAAACAAAACAGAAGAGAUAACAGUAAGAGUUAUAGAUACUACACAUACAUCUGACUCAAAACAAGAAGAAAAGCAGAUCACAGAGAAAGAAGAACCCAAAGACACAAAUGCUAUUUGGCGUAUAGCAGCUGGAGCGUUAGUAGGUACAGUAUGUGCACCAAUAGCAGCAGUAGCACUAACAGGUGCAGCAGCGGUAGGAGCAGUAGGAACAAUAGGAUUGGCAGUAGGAGCAGCAGUAGGAGCAGUAGAAGCAGUGGCAGCAGGAACAACAAGAGAAGGAGCAGAAGGAAGAGAAGGAGCAGAAGCAGUUGAUCAUAAAAAAAUCACUUUCUUGAAAAUAGACAGAAGAUGGAGUGAACAGGAAAGACAAGAAAUGGAAAGAUCUUCUCUAUUGACAGAGUUGCAUAACAAUUCUGAGCAACUUGAUGACACAAAGAGAUGUCUAGAAGAAAAAGAAAAUAAGAUUAAAGAUUUGGAGAUGGACAGAAGUAUACUUGUUAAAGAAAAGGAUGAACUACAAAAGACAAUUCAGUGGAAGGACAAGAUAAUAGAGGAGAAAGAUAAACGUCUCCAAGAAACUAAUGAAAAACUGUCACAAACAACCAGAGAGCUUGAAGAAAAACACAAUUUUAUUAUGGAGAAAAACACACAACUAGAAAAUAUGAAAAAAAUUAUAAGUGAUAAUGAGAGACAACUGAAGGAGACAAAGAAAGAGAUGGAAACCAGAAAAAAUAAGCUGGACACACUGAGAACUGAGCUACAAACACAUUUCAGACAACUACAAGAAGAGUUACAGACACUUAAACAGGAGCCAUCUUCACACACAGCUGUUCGAAGAAGAAACAGCAAAGACAAGAUUGAACCAACAAUGAGCGGAGAAACAGCUUCAGUGUUGGUUUCUGGAUCAGAGCUCAGGUUGGUUCUGCUGGGGAGUGCUGGAUCUGAGAAGAGUGCAUCAGUAAACAUCAUCCUGAACAGAGAGGAGAAGAUCCAGACUGAUACAUCAACAGAGAUCCAGCAGAGUGAGAGCAGACAGGGGGAGGUGAAUGGGAAGCAGGUGACUGUGGUGGAAACUCCUGACUGGUUUUGCUCUGGUCUCUCUCUGGAGGAGGUGAGACCAGAUGUGGGACUUUGUGUCCGUCUGUCUGCUCCAGGACCUCACGCCUUCCUCCUGGUCAUACCAGUACAACAAUCUACUGGAGUAGAGAGAGCAAUGCUGGAGAAAAUGGAGGAGAUUUUUGGGGAGAGAUGUUGGAGGAACACCAUAAUCCUUUUUACUGUUACUGAUAAAGAACAAGAGAAGAACAUUGAGGAUUUUGUCCAGUCAGGGAAUCAGGAGGUCCAGAGACUUGUGGAGAAAUGUGGGAACAGGUUUCAUUGUCUCAACAUUCAUCAGAGUGGAGAUGAUUCACAGAUCUCAGAGCUUCUGGAGAAGAUUGAGAAGAUGGUGGAAGGAAACACAGAGAAAUUUUACAGCAGUAAGAUCUACCAGACUGAAAGACUUUUGAUAGAAAGAGAGAAAUUUAGUACAGUACAGAAGAUUUUACAUAAAUUAAAAGAUAUAGUUGGUAGUAUAGAGGGCUGUACUGAGCUUGAAGAGUUAUUAACAUGAUAAAUAAAGGAUAAUCUCCUUUGGCAGCACACUGUUUUAGAGGUAACUAGAAAGUUCAGAUGAGUACAGAUCAGUGGCAAGGCCAGUAAGUUUAAACUGAGUGGACCUCUGUGAAAUAGUGUGGACCUCAAUGCCUACCAUCAAAUUACAUAUAUAGCAAUUAAACAGAUUACAUUACGUUUUUUUUUUUUUUUUUGAGUCAUGGGUCAAAUAAAAAGACAUAACUGACUGGUAUUUGAAGAUAAUUUUGGGUGUAUGUGUCCUGUCAAGCAAGGAGACAUUAUGUGUUUGCGUGCUUUUUAAAACGUGCGUCUGUGUCCAUCUGUGUACUGUAUGUGUGUGUGUGUUUGUGUGCACAGAAAACAGCUUACUUUAACAUCUCCUUGCGCUCAAACUGUUUAAAAUGGCUUGAAUGUUAACAUUUGCAAGGUUUAGAAACACAUGCAAAUUAUAAAACUUUCUAUAUAAAUAGUCUAGUUAUUUCUGAAUGGGUAUUUGAACAAUUAUUAUUAAAGACAUUAUAAUAAUUUAUGAUUUCUUCUGCUUUUCCACAAAAAAUAUUUUGCAUCUCCUCCGACUGGGUGGGCCAGCCGUCAUUCUGAGUGGCCCAGUGACACCUUGGCCCUUAUGUAGCCUAGCCACUGGUAAAGAUACAAUAAUAUCAGAGCAUAGUUAAGACUAAUAACAGAAAGCAGUCUGAUGUGUAACCUGUGUUCAACAUUGCCCAAGAUAUUUCUGUAACAACAUCCAACUUCUGUGUAUUUUAAAUCAUUUAAACAAUUAGGCCUACUCAAUUUAAUUUACUUUUAAAAACUUACAAGUAUUUUUCAUAGCACAAAAAAUUGUAUUAGAAAAUAGAAUAUGACAAGUAUUUUUUCUGUAAUAGUUAACUUGUAAUUACAAAAUGU